UGCACACUCACGAACCAUGAACAUCUUUCUCAUCCUUGUUGGAUUGUGGUACUUCGUUGCAUGCGAUGCAGCGCCCGUUAUAACUACAGUUUCUGGAACAUGUUCAUUUGACACUGGGUUGUGUGGGUAUACACAAGAUGCAAAUGAUAGAUUCGACUGGACACGGAAUACUGGAAGUACACCAAGUUGGGGAACAGGACCAUCAGGUAGUAAGGGGUUUUACAUGUACAUCGAAACUUCCUGGCCACGACUUAGCAAGGAGAAUGCUGUUCUGGUUAGUCCUGUUUUAGACAAAUCAAUGAACUGCUUGGAAUUCUUCUACCACAUGAAAGGUGUAAACAUUAUGACCUUGAAUGUUUACACACAAGAGGCUAGCGGCUCAAGAACAUUGCGAUGGUCUUUGACUGGCCAACAAGAUUCCAAGUGGUUACAUGCCUCAAUCCAUUUUCAAAAUCAAGAUCUUUAUAAGGUUGCUUUUGAAGGGGUUUCUGGUACAGGUUGGAUGGCUGACAUAGCUAUUGAUAACAUAACAGUUUCUUAUGAUCAAAAGUGUCAAAUUUUCCCCAAACAAGCAGCUCCAGUAACUCCAACGCAGACACCCGAUGCAAACCUCCCUUCAGGUGUAUGUGGGCAUAGGCAAGAGACUAGAAUUGUAGGCGGUACCGCAGCACAACCGGGUGAAUGGCCAUGGCAGGUCAUGUUGAUGUACAAACGGAGUGAUAAUGGUGAAUGGAGUCAGUUUUGCGGUGGAACUCUAGUUACUCCUGAUUGGGUAGUGACAGCAUCUCACUGUGUCAGUGAUAUAGACCCAUCAACUUAUGCUGACUAUCGGAUCAGGGCUGGCGCUCAUCAAAGGAAUCAAACCAACAUGGGUAGCGAYAUCGAACGGAUUUACAUACAUGAGGACUACAAUGCAUAUCCUUACCAAUACGAUAACGAUAUCGCUCUAAUCAAGCUCAAAAACCCUGUUAUGUUGGACGUAAAAAAUAUAUUUCCUGCCUGUAUUUCUAAUGAUACGGCAACGUUUCCCCCAGGAACAAAGUGCUAUAUWACAGGUUGGGGAACACUUUCGUCUGGAGGCGAUGCUCCUUUGGAAUUGCAAGAGGCACAGGUACCACUUGUUUCAAGGGCAGAUUGCACAAAAAAUGGAUCAUAUCCUGCCCAGGAGAUUUCUUCCACUAUGUUAUGCGCUGGAUAUGUAGGUGUAGGGGGAGUUGAUAGCUGUCAGGGUGAUUCGGGCGGUCCUUUGGUGUGUAAGAACAAUGGGCUGUGGUACUUGGUAGGAGUGACUAGCUGGGGGUACAGCUGCGCCGAUCCAAAAUAUCCUGGGGUCUAUGCAAAUGUCCCUGUUCUCCAUCAGUGGUUGGCAAAUACAAUCGCCCGUCAUGUAAAUGUGUGAGAAAACCAUGAAUGGCAAACACAUGAAAUAAAUACCUUAAACAAGA
This is a messenger RNA of Exaiptasia diaphana, 1445 nucleotides long. Its product is annotated as chymotrypsin-like elastase family member 2A. Gene Ontology annotation, molecular function: serine-type endopeptidase activity. The coding region runs from base 17 to 1399 and encodes 460 amino acids. The transcript has 8 exons. The record is from RefSeq and is a predicted model, not a curated record. Gene Ontology annotation, cellular component: membrane. Gene Ontology annotation, biological process: proteolysis. Lineage: Eukaryota; Metazoa; Cnidaria; Anthozoa; Actiniaria; Aiptasiidae.